Coregonus clupeaformis (lake whitefish) is the source of this 2613-nucleotide messenger RNA. RefSeq names its product calcium homeostasis modulator protein 5-like. Gene Ontology annotation, molecular function: monoatomic cation channel activity. The coding region runs from base 740 to 1672 and encodes 310 amino acids. The record is from RefSeq and is a predicted model, not a curated record. The transcript has 2 exons. Lineage: Eukaryota; Metazoa; Chordata; Actinopteri; Salmoniformes; Salmonidae.
CUCACCUUUGUUUCAAUUUACCUUGUCCUGGUCUGCUUCUGGGUUCUGGCUUAGUAAACCGUGACACUGUAUGUGCAUUUAAUACAGAUAAUAAAUCAUGGUGCUGAAAUCACUGUGCUGAACUGCUCAACUAACAAUUUAAAUGAAUCUGGUUAAAGUGAAGAUAUGUUUCUUUUUCUGACAGACUGCAUGACCCUUUGGCUGCUUGUCAUAUGACAUCACUCUCAGAGGACAACGGCAGCUGCAUGGUCUGAAGUCAAAAACCAGAUCUGCAGGAUCUCAGCCAGUUUGGUCACUGCUGUUUUAUUACCCACGCAUAGGAAAGGAGCGGGGAGUGAGAGAGAAAGGGAUAUUUAGAAGGAAGAAAGAAGAAUCAGGGUGAGGUUUGAGAGUGGGAGAAUACAGACAAUCUCAUUGGAUUAAGUGGGCGGACAAGGGCGGGAAACAGAGAUAAAGUAAGGAAAAAGAGGGAGGAGUUGUUGGGGAGGAAGAGUGAAAGAGAAAGAACAGAAGGGAGGGAAAGGGAGGGGCAGAAACAUGCUCAGAAGGGCUUCAGUGUGUUUGUAUUUGCCUUUGGCUCAGACAGUACAGGGAGUGGAGUGAGUGUUGGAUACAUACAUUCCAAAAGUAGCCGUUCGCGUCUAAACUAUUUCACCACUGUAUUGUUCUUCUAAUUGUCUAUUCUCUUUGCAUUAUUUUGGUUUUUGCGGAGCGUGAGUGAAAACUCCUUGUCGACACCAUGGAUAACUUCCAGACCGUCCUCCGCUUUUUCAUGAACCAGAAGGCCACCAUUGGCUACAGCUUCAUGGCCCUCCUGACCGUCGGGGGAGAGCGGAUCUUCUCCAUGGUCUCCUUCCAGUGCCCCUGCAACCACGACCAGAACUUUGCAUACGGCCUGACCUUCCUGCUGGGCCCAGGCCUGGUGCUGCUGGUGCUGGGUCUCUUCUUCAGCAGCAAGCUGUGGCGCCUCUACACUGGCUGUUGCCUCAACCCCAUGAAGCUGUGCCCCAGGGGCAACUGCUUCAACUGCCUCAAAGUGUUUGUCAAAAUCUUCUCUGGUGCCUGUGUGGCCCCUAUCAUGUGGCUGUGUGUGGCACUGUUGAACGGGACCUUCUACGAGUGUGCCGUCAGCGGGCUGGAUGAGAACCUGGUGGUGGAUCUGUUCUGUAAGAACAAGACCUUGAUGUGCCGGGAGGAGCUGGCCCGCGUGCCCUGCAGCAAGUCCAAGCUGCCCAGUGACGAGAGCAUGGAGCUGUUGUUCAUGUUCCGGGCUCAGUCACAGAUACUGGGCUGGUGUAUCAUCAUAAUUUCAGCCGUUCUAGGGCUCCUCGGGACCUGCUACACCAACUGCCGCUCGAAGGUCAGCUACCUGCAGCUCACCUUCUGGAAGCGCUACGUAGAAAAGGAGAAGGAGCAGUUCGACACAUUCGCUAUGGAGUACGCAUCCAAGCUGGCCGAGAGGAACCUAAAGAGCUUCUUUGAGAACCGUGACCCGGAAAUAUUCCCAUUCCCCAACCACAAGGCCUGGGAGGAGGUCUCCGCCCUCUACACCUUCUCCAAGAGUGAACAGUACUACAGCACCCUGCAGAGGUAUGUGGAGCGUGAUGACCGAGACUACAGCCCUGAGGAAAGACCAGUCAUGGAGCUGGAGCACGGCAUAGAGAUGAGCUGAGAGAGGGGGCGGAUAAUGGCAUAUAAAUACAUAUCAAGAGAAGAAUGCAGGUGUAUUUCCCGUACACUACAUUGGGACAUUGUUUGACCCUUUCUGUUGAAAGUGUAUGAAUGAUAGUGUAUCCUAUUUGUUAGACCUUUAUAAAUGACAUGCAGUAGAUUUAAUCUCACGGACUGAGGAGAAGCGUUGUUGACUGCAUUUCCCCCAAAGCACUGACAUCUACACAGAACACCAUUCAGAAAGUUAUUACCAGUGACACAGAAGUGAUUACCAAAGAAUGCAGCCAUUGCAGAAGUGGUAAAACAGUAGGGCUUCUUGUCUGCUGUAACCCACAGUUCGUGAGUGUUCAUGAACACUAGCUGAUUCAAUGUCCCUGUCAUAACAAACACUUCUAUUUGAAAAAGUCUCCUCUACCCCUCUUUAACAUGCCUUUGAGGCAUUUCAUUCCCUUUACUGAUAGAUAAUGGUAGGAGAGCUAUUGUAAAUGUAUAGUUUUAAUAGGGAAUUUUGUAUGUAAUAUUGCUCCACAAUAUGAAUGCUACAUGCAUGACAGAGUUGUAACAUGCAAUUUGCUUGAAAUGUUUACACAACUCAAUGUUAACAUAAUUAUGACAACUUCAGCACCACCUUAAAGUGUAUUUUUAUGGCAGGACAAGUGAAACAGCUCACUUUGUGUUGUAUGGUAAUAUUGGGAUAACUAGUAUUGUCCAAACAAUAAUUUUCGGUCUGCCUUUACUGCCGUCCUGUUCAGUUAUUCAUGUCAAUAGUAGUCAAUAACUCACACAUUAAGAGGUAAUAAAUCAUGUAUGACAUACGGGAUAUUCUCACAGGAUUCAACAAAAAAUGUAGUGGCCCCUGUUUUUUCCCCCUCCUUUCUAACAUCUGUAAAAUCGCUGACAUGUAAUGUGUAAGCACUAAAUAAACCUGUACAUAGAACCUUA